UAUAAUAUUAUAUAAUAUACUAGUAAGAAAAUUAAAUACCAAACUCUUUACACACACAAAAAAAUUAGCAACCAAAUCUCAAAUUAAAUGGCACCAAACAAGAAAGAUAUAUCUAAGAUAGGCCAAGAAGCCUUUACUCUUCUUGAUGAAUUCCAUGAAAAAAAUACAAGGCCUAGUGUUAAAACAACCAAUAAAAAUUACUUUUAUUAUAACCAAUAUCAACCCCAAAAAUCUCAUAUUGUUCAAUUCAAACCAGCUGAAGAGAGAGUUAUGAAUAGUUAUGAAGCUGUGAAGUUCUAUGGAGGGGUUCUUGUUUGUGAUUAUUCCAAGAGAAAACCAAAAGUUAUGACUUAUUAUUAAGCAUAAAUUAAUUCAGGAUCUAGAAUUAGUGAGUUCAAAAUUAUGUAUGUGUGUGAUCGAUCUUAUUGUAUUGAUAUACGUACACAUAAUACGU
Messenger RNA from Solanum stenotomum, 454 nucleotides. RefSeq lists its product as uncharacterized. The coding region runs from base 88 to 360 and encodes 90 amino acids. Lineage: Eukaryota; Viridiplantae; Streptophyta; Magnoliopsida; Solanales; Solanaceae. The transcript has a single exon. The record is from RefSeq and is a predicted model, not a curated record.